This is a messenger RNA of Seminavis robusta, 1068 nucleotides long. The record is from the annotation of a GenBank genome assembly. NCBI's taxonomy places the organism in Eukaryota, Bacillariophyta, Bacillariophyceae, Naviculales, Naviculaceae.
AUGUCAGAAGAACCCAAAGUCGCCCUCAUCACCGGAAUUACCGGACAAGAUGGAUCCUAUCUUGCCGAGUUUUUGUUGGAGAAGGGAUACACUGUCCAUGGAAUUGUCCGUCGUUCCUCUUGCUUCAACACUGGCCGUAUCGACCACAUCUACCGUGACCGCCACGAGACUGGAGUCAAGCUGUUCCUUCACUAUGGUGAUUUGUGCGAUGCCACAAAUCUGGUAGGAAUCAUCAACAAAACCGAACCUACUGAAAUCUACAACUUGGGUGCCAUGAGUCACGUCAAGGUUUCCUUUGACAUGCCCGAGUACACGGCCGAUUGUGACGGUGUCGGUGUCCUUCGUAUUUUGGAUGCCAUUCGCACGGCCGGUCUGGAAAAGAAAAUCAGAUUCUACCAAGCGAGUACGAGUGAAUUGUACGGAAAGGUUCAAGAGGUUCCCCAGAGUGAAACCACUCCCUUUUACCCUCGUUCUCCUUACGCGGUUGCCAAGCAGUAUGCGUACUGGAUUUUGGUCAACUACCGUGAGGCUUACGGCAUGCACUUGACCAAUGGAAUUUUGUUCAACCACGAGUCUCCUCGUCGUGGACGAACCUUUGUCACUCGAAAAAUUAGUGUGGCUGUCGCGCGCAUCAAGGAAGGACUCGACAAGACCCUCUACCUUGGAAACUUGGAUUCCAAGCGUGAUUGGGGACAUGCCCGCGAUUACAUUGAAGGAAUGUGGAUGAUGCUUCAACAAGACGAACCCGAUGACUACGUGCUGGCCACUGGAGAAACUCACACGGUCCGAGAAUUUGUCGAAAAGGCAUUCAAGUGUGUCGAUAUUGAAGUCGUCUGGAAGGGAGAGACUGGAACUGUUAAUGAAAUUGGUGUCGAUGCCACGGAUCCAAACCGAGUCUUGGUCAAGAUUGAUCCUCAGUAUUUCCGUCCCACCGAAGUCGACCUUUUGAUCGGUGACCCUAAAAAGGCCGCAGAAAAGAUUGGCUGGACAGCAACAACCACCUUUGAAGGUCUGGUCAAGGAGAUGGUUGCCGCUGACUGGGAGAUGGUACGCACUGCUCCCCGAUAG